Messenger RNA from Psammomys obesus (fat sand rat), 909 nucleotides. Its product is annotated as transmembrane epididymal protein 1A-like. The coding region runs from base 1 to 909 and encodes 302 amino acids. The record is from RefSeq and is a predicted model, not a curated record. NCBI's taxonomy places the organism in Eukaryota, Metazoa, Chordata, Mammalia, Rodentia, Muridae. The transcript has a single exon.
AUGGGGAACGGGAAGUUUGGUGGUCAUUUCUACCCAGGUUUAUACAUUUUCUUUUAUGGCCUUUAUCAGGCAAUGGUGGUCUCCAAGGCCAUGAUAGUCAAUGACUCGCCCGUGUAUCUCUCAUACCUUCCCAAGAAUAAAAAGAGAUGUUCCAAGCUGUGGAAAAUACCCUAUGGAGGCUGGCUGAAGAUAGUGACUGGUGCCCUCUUAACGUUUUAUGUGAUCAUCUGUCUUGACGAUGGGAUGGUGUUGGUUAACAAGGAGAUGCCUCCGCGGUUUAUGUACCCUCAGGAGUGGCAGCACCUCACCAUGUUCAUCCUCCUCACCCUAGACGGUUGUGUAGAUGUCAUGAGCAAGAGCGUGCUGCGGCAGAGGUGCGUGGUCCUAGAAAAAGCUGCCACGGUCCUGGGCAUCUACAUUCUCCUGCUGCUGCUGGUGACUCAUGUUCAAGUCUCAUCAAAGGUGGAGCUGCAGGUUCACUCCCUCCUCAUCCUGGUGGUGCUCCUGCUGAUGCUGGUGUUGACGGCAGAGCUGUGGGCCUGCGAGUCCUUUCGCCUCCAGCUCGUCAAGAACUUUCUGUUCCUGAUGAUGGGCUCCUGGUUGAUGCACACGGGCUUUAUUCUGUUUAGACCGGUCUCUGGCUUCCCGUGGAAAGAUGAUGACACCAGUGACAUCGUGUUUGUCACCACCUUCUUCUGCUGGCAUGUGAUGACCAAUGCCUUGUGCCUGUUGGGAAUCUACGGCAUCUCCUUCUUCUGGCACUGUUGUUACAGUCCCAGCUUGAGGCUGAUGGGGUCUGAGGAAGCGCUGGAUCACGAGAGCUCUUCAGGAAGCUUCUGCAAGCUGCUGCCAGAGGCAAAGCAGCAGGACAGAGAUGAGCAGGCUCUUCAUUCAAUGAGCUGUCCCUAA